Messenger RNA from Agrilus planipennis (emerald ash borer), 4104 nucleotides. RefSeq names its product Golgi apparatus protein 1 (gene Glg1). The transcript is spliced from 7 exons. Gene Ontology annotation, molecular function: fibroblast growth factor binding. Bases 339 to 3620 code for a protein of 1093 amino acids. Lineage: Eukaryota; Metazoa; Arthropoda; Insecta; Coleoptera; Buprestidae. The record is from RefSeq and is a predicted model, not a curated record. Gene Ontology annotation, cellular component: Golgi membrane.
UUUAUAAAUUAUCAUAUUUGUCAUACCGGAAUUAUUAAUAAACUAUCUUGUCACACAGGUGCAAAAAAACCCCGGAAAAAAAUGUUAAUAUUCUACCAUUUUAUUGUGCUGUUCUUAUUGUGUUAAUUAAAAUAAACGUUGGUUAAAUUCAUUUAAUUUUAUCACUUUGCAGCGGACAUUUCAACUGUGUAUGUUUAUUGUAAAAGUGAGGUUAGUUUACUACUACUUCUGUAUUAUUCAAAUUAAUUUGACGUGUGUUAUCUUUCAACAACGAAUAAGUGUAUUUAUCUUAUUAAUUGGUUAAUUUGCGACCAAGAAAGCUCCAAAUUAAAACAAAAAUGCGUGCAAUAAUUAGUUUUUAUAUUAUUGGUUUGUCAGCAAACGUUUUUUCAAAUGUUAUUGAAAGUGGCGUUAAUAAUUCGAAUAGUAUAGUGCACCAAGGAAGAUUUAAAAGGGGCUCAAAGAAUACAAUUUUUGACGAUGGCAAUUGUUCCAUAUUGAAAGAAAUGUGUAAAAAUGUUGCAGAUGACGACAUUCUUAUAUUAGAGUGUGUACAAAAUUUAAAAAUUAAUCAUCUUGUGAAAUUAAAUGAAAAAUGUCAAAACAUUAUUUGGAGCCACACAUUACAAGUAUUAAACAAUAGUUAUAUUAACGAUAUAUUAACAUCGGUAUGUCGGGGCCAAUGGUCUAACUGUGACAAUAAUGACAAGAAACCCUUAUCAGUUCUAAAAUGUGCAAUAAAAAAAAAAGAAGAUAUAACAUCUCCUGAAUGUGUAAAUACUAUUGAACGAUUUGAAAACUUGGCAUUCAGUGAUUUCAGAUGGAUAUCGUCAUUCUUGGAACAUUGCGUUAACGACAUAUCUGCUCUAGAAUGUGGCAGAGUUGAUCCAAGCGGUUUUUCCCAAGCUGACACUCUAAUAUGUUUACAAAAUAAAAUAUCAAGUGUUAGUUCAGUUUGCCAAGCUGAAGUUUACAAACUGGCUGAAAUUCAGUCUGAUAACAUUAAAUUUGACCGAACAUUAUAUGUAGCCUGUGCAGAAGACCACAUGAAAUAUUGUUCAGAAUUUGUACCUGGCAGUGGCAGAGUUUUCAAAUGUUUAAUCCAACACCAACAUGACAAAUUAUCCGAUAUGUGUAGAAAUCAAUUGUUAAGAAGAGAAAAAUUAAUUUCAGAGGAUUAUCGCGUUAGUAAAGGUCUAAUGAAGGCUUGCAAGGAAGAUAUUCGCAAGAGUCACUGUAGAAAACAAGAUCAGGAUAAACAUACACGAUUAGCACAAGUUCUUUUGUGCCUUGAAAAUUAUGCUCACAAUGGGACAAGAAUAGAUCCUGAUUGUGAAAUUGAAAUGGCUAAUCACAGACGUAUGUUAAUGGAUGACUACAGACUGUCUCCUGAAAUUGUUACCAGUUGUUCAGAUGAAAUACACAAGUUUUGUUCAGGACUGGAAACAGGUGGAAGGACCAUACAUUGCUUGAUGGAUCAUGCAAGAUUGAGAAACAUAAGAAGAAAAAUCAGUGAUACAUGUGAAAGAGCCUUAGAAGAUUUAGUCAAAGAAACAGAUGCUGGCGAAGAUUGGCGUGUGGAUCCCGUUCUUCAUGAAGCAUGCAUACCUGUCGUUCGAAUUGCUUGCAAGGACAUUCGUGGAGGAAACGCCAGAGUUAUGUCCUGCUUAAUGGACACCUUAGGAACCGAUCAAAUGACUGAAGAAUGUGAAAAUGCGUUAAUGCAGAUUCAAUAUUUUGUCGCAAGAGAUUUCAAAUUGGACCCCCAACUUUAUACAGCUUGCAGAGAAGACGCCGCAGCGUUUUGUCAUGCGAAAAAAGAAUGGGAAAAAACGGAUAGUUAUGAUCCCUCAAAUGGGCGAAUUAUUCUGCCAUGUCUAUAUAGAUAUGCUUACUCUCCCCAAAAGGACAUGCAACUUAAACCCAAAUGUUUAGAGCAGAUACGAAGGGUUAUGCGUCAGAGAGCAGUUAGCGUCGAUUUGCAGCCAGAAAUCGAAGAAGUUUGUCUAGAAGACUUAUCUCUCUAUUGUUUUGAUAAGACCAAAAAAGGUGAAGAGAUAAAAUGUCUCCAAGACAACCUGGACGAUCUACAGCAAGCAUGCAGGAUUUCAGUGUUUAAUUUCACGAAAAUUGAAGCUGAACAUGCAGAAGUUAAUCCUUAUAUAAUGACCUACUGUAGAAAAGCCAUAGAAAUUCACUGUGCUGCCGAGUUCAAGCACGAUGAAGGAGACGUUAUGGAAUGUUUAUUUGCUCACAAAAACGACCCCGUCGUAAAAUCAAAUCCCAAAUGUCGCGUUAAUAUUGAACAUUUUCAAAUAUUAACUCUGAAAGAUUAUCAUUUUUCAUAUAAAUUUAAAGUUGCUUGUAAAAGCGACGCAAUGAGGUUUUGUCGCGACGCCAAGACCAAAAGUGCCGUUGUCGUUUGCUUGAGUGAAAAAUAUAGGAAUGAUACUCUGAACGGUAUCAAAAGCAAUAUUAAAAAAGAAUGUCGACAGCAACUAAAAGCCCAACUCUUCCAGAUAAGGGAAAAUAUUAACUUCGAUCCACAUUUGAAGGCUGCAUGUGAAAAAGACAUUUCUCGUUAUUGUUCAAAUGUCGAUGCAGGAUCAGGGCAGAUAUUGGAAUGCUUGCAAGCAGUAGAAGAAAAACUCACCGAUACAUGUCACAAAGAAGUGUUCAAAGUGAAAAUGCAAGAACUAACUGAUAACGCUGUCGAUUACGUCCUCUUAACAACGUGUGCUGAUACAAUCGAUCGCUUUUGUCCACGAACUGAUAAGGAAUUUGUUCUAGAAUGUUUAAAAAGACACAAAGACGAAUUAGAAUUCGGAAAGAAAUGCUAUACCAUAGUCACCCGUCGUACUAAAGAACAAUUUUCGGAUUUUCGUCUGAAUCCAUCUUUACAAGAAAAUUGCCAUCAAGAUAUGAACACACACUGUUUUGAUGUGUUAUCACUGGCUAAGCCGGAUCAAGAAUUAAAUGGAGCAAUGAUUAAGUGUCUCAAAGUGGCCUUCAGACAAUCCCGUCUGACCGAUCUGUGCGCGAAAGAAGUGACCAAUAUUUUACGAGAACAAGCCCUCAACAUCGAACUAAACCCUUUGCUCCGGGUCCUUUGCAAACACGAGCUAUCUACCAUAUGCAAAAAUCACGAAUCUGCCGAAGAAUGCCUCAAAAAUGCUCUCCUACAACAUAAGGUUCCCACCUUGGAAUGUCAAAAUGAAGUUGCUAAUCUGAUUGAAGUGUCUCAAGCUGAUAUCCAUGUAGAUCCUCUAUUACAAAAGGCGUGUGCACUUGACAUCCUGAAGCUCUGCAGCGAAGUGCCCCAGGGAGGAGGAAGGCUGCAUAUGAUCGUAUCACUUUCAGACAUAAAGUGUUUGAAAACGUUCAUGUCCGAUUUAACUUUUGAAUGUCGAAAUAUGCUGACGAAGCGCUUAGAGAUGUACAAAAGUGCGGAAGGGGUGUUUCCAAUCGAUGGUUUGCAGGGUCUCUACUCUCAGGUUGCAGUAUCUCCUGCAAAAAAUUACUUAUUUAUGGUCAUGUUUAUGGUGAUAGGUUCUUUCUUCAUCGCAGGAUUGUUCUGUGGCCGUGUUUCAAAUAAACGUAAAAUUAGUAAAAAUAAAUGAUUCUUGUUAAGUAUUAGCGUAUGAAAAUGAGGGUACUUUUUUUACUUUUUAAAUUAAGAAAAUUAAUUGAUUUCACCAUCACUGAAGUACUAGUCAAUAAUGAAGGCAUAGAGGAUUUUCAGAAUAUUAAUUGAAAUUAAAAUUGAAUCAAGAAUUUAUUUCAAUUGAGGAAAGUUGUUUAUUUUUAAAGUGAUUAUUUUUUGCAAUCUUUUUAUAAAGUCAUAUGACCUUUAUGUGUAAAGUGUAAAUUCGGUGUGUGUAAUUAUUAAAACGUGUAAAUGACUGUUGGUGGACCAUACACGUAUUAUUUGAAUGCACAUACAUUAUCUUUUUAUAUUGAAAUUUUAAUGUUUUUUUUAUUGGUACUUUUAAAUCAUGAAUUUAAUUACGAAAUAAUAUAUUAAUAGGGUAAUUUUUUACUGUAAAUAACUGUAAAUACAUAUUUGAAAGUUUUCAUACACAAUAAAAGCAAUUCAGAUUGUUA